Molecule: messenger RNA, 1047 nt
Organism: Acinonyx jubatus (cheetah)
Lineage: Eukaryota; Metazoa; Chordata; Mammalia; Carnivora; Felidae
Gene: RBP5
Product: retinol binding protein 5
Exons: 4
Coding region: 194-601 (135 amino acids)
Biological process (GO): fatty acid transport
Cellular component (GO): cytosol; nucleus
Molecular function (GO): fatty acid binding
Source: RefSeq, a predicted model, not a curated record
AGCCUCUGUGUUAGAGUGUGUUCUGUGUGUGUGUGUGUGUGUGUGUGUGUGUGUGUGUGCGUGUGUCUGUGUGUGUGUGUAGAGGCUGGCCUGGAGUCUCUCAGCCUCACCUGCCAGACAACAUCUGCUCCCUCCUCAUCCUGUCUGCUAUAUUCUCCUGAAAUUUCCAUCUCCAUCUUGGCCAGCCCAGACAAUGCCUCCCAACCUCACCGGCUACUACCGCUUUGUCUCGCAGAAGAACAUGGAACAUUACCUGCAAGCCCUAAACAUCGGCAUGGCCUUGCGGAAGAUAGCGCUGCUGCUCAAGCCAGACAAGGAGAUUGACCAUCAGGGCAACCACGUGAUAGUCAAGACCCUCAGCACCUUCCGCAACUACAUUCUGGAAUUCGAUGUGGGAGUUGAGUUUGAAGAAGAUCUAAGGAUCGUGGAUGGACGAAAAUGCCAGACCAUAGUAACCUGGGAGGAGGAGCAGCUAGUAUGUGUGCAGAAAGGGGAGGUCCCCAACCGAGGCUGGAGACACUGGCUGGAGGGAGAGAAACUGUAUCUGGAACUGACUGCAAGGGAUGCAGUGUGCGAGCAGGUCUUCAGGAAGGUCAAAUAGCCAGAGAGGAGCUGAGGGGCCCUCCAGACUGCACCGGUCCCCAGGCUCCUCCUAGGGAGGAGGCCUUAUACCCCUUCAAGCCAGAUUGUUCCAGGUCAGCAGUCCCUUUUUUUGGGCCACUUACUCUCCCUCCAGGUCCCUCCUCCCUCCUCCCCAUGUUAAUCUAUAACUUGUAGCCCCCAGGCCAAAGUCUUUUGUCACACUCCACUGCCUCACAUCUGGUUCAAGGUCUGGCCUCCUGGAUGAAAGAAACAGGCAAAGAGGAAAGACCCCUUGAGAACAGUGGAUCUCAACUCUCUUCAUUUCAUUUGGUUUCUUCUUUUCCAUCUAAGAAAGAACUAAGCUUUGAGCAUUUGAGGACUAGUAAGAACUCUUCCUGGUGAAACUUCUGGAAAACUGAGUUGGGUUCAAGAAUGUAAACAGGAGCUACUGGUAGAGUUGUUGUU